UCCGAAAAUUAACGGCUAACGGCGUUUGAAUCGCGAGCGAAACUGUCGCGCCCCGAGUUCUCCCUUCCGCGAGGAGUCCACCUCUUCCCUCUCUGUCGCUCUUUUAAAACUUCGUCAAAUAUUUAUAAUCGAAACGUGCCUACAUACAUAUGUCGCUUUGAUGACGCAUCUGGUGCGUUCCUCGUCGGCCCCGUUGCGCGCUUCUCCGCGCAAUCACGCUUGAAUCGCUCGGGAUGCUGUGGUAAAGUGGCGUCAGCCGCGUCGACGUGUGCACGGACGCGUGGAAAUAUGCGAUAGGCGAACAAUACGCUCAUCGGACGGCUCCUCUCGUCUGUUGGCUAUGUCGUACUUGAUAAGCAAAGAAUGGGUUGCAUCAAUAGCAGGGCAGAUAUUAACGAUCUGCAUCCAAACGUCUUUCAAGUUAUAAAUGUAGACGAACUGGGUAACUCGAUUACUCCAGGCCGAUUGGAAGUCACCGAAGUAGAACUUAUACUGUACCAACGAGGUAAACAGCCGAUCAAGUGGUCCCUACGUUGCUUACGUCGGUAUGGAUAUGAUGCGAGUAUCUUCAGUUUUGAAUCAGGCAGACGUUGCUUCACUGGCCCUGCCAUAUAUGCCUUCAAGUGUCAGAGAGCCCAGCAGUUGUUUAAUCUUGUACAAAGGAAUAUUCAGAUGUUCAACAACAGUGGAGAUGACUCGUUGUCGGACCUUCCGCUCGGCUAUCAUCCUGCUGCGCCGUUAACCAAUACUAAUAGAUCAUGCAGAGUAACAAUACCAGAAGAGCCUAAUUACUUGGACCCAACACCAACUAGAAGUAACCGUGUGGGUUCUAGAUUUACUCACAGCCCACAGAAUGGUGUCGGUAGAUUGAACAGCGUUGGUAGCAGCAACAGUCCUAUGUCACCUCAAGGAACCAUGGGAUCACCUUCACCGCCUCCUAUAUCGAUACCCCCAUCGAUUUCGCAGACCCAUCCGUCCUCCCUUUACAUCAACGAAGAAGUCUGGUCGUCAAUACCCGUGGAAGUAGAGCACAACAAUAACAAGAGCCUUGGCAACGCGAUGCAAAGGUCGCUACAACUCAGCACCACGAUCGACAACAGCACGACAGCCGACAGCGGUCUCAUGGAAACAGAAUUGAUAUCCAUUCAGAAUAACGCGGAAGCCAACGGCCAACAGGAUGUGGCGUCACAAUCGUUACCGGUGGCACCCUACGUGAACAUAGACAUCUGCGGCGAUAAGAAUCCGAUCACGUCGACGCCAAAUAUCAGCGAGCCGACUCCAGCCAAAGAGGAAAAUAACGACGCGGCUGAAUCCGAAUCUUCCUCCGAGCACGAGUAUAUGAACAUUGGUCCCGGACGGGAGUGCAUCGAGAACGUCGUCGUUAGAGUCCCGCCACCUCCGUUGCCCGUCUUACCUUUCUUGCAGACGGAGGCAGACGUGGAGGAUGGCUCCAAGCACUACUAUUCCAAUCUAGACCCGAGUGAGAUCGAAAGUCUGCGGAACAGAUACUCCGGCGCCUCAGUGGCUGAGAAGUCACCCUUGCUCCCGUCCACGCCUACCGGAUGCCCGAUCAGGGAGGUAAAUUAUGCGGUCUUGGACCUGGACACGAAGGACGUGCCCACGACCACCGACACGUCCGAAAGCACCGUAAAUUCCAUGCCGCCACCGCCGCAAUCUCCGAGCAAGUUGCAGAAAGGCUACGCCACGAUAGAUUUCAACAAAACGGCCGCCCUUUUGAACUCUACGAAUCUCGUGAACGACAACGAGGGCUCCAGGAAGACACGCCACAACUCCACGAUAAGCGAUCUGACAGUACAGUACAGGCACAAUUCGUCAGUGAGUGAGUAA
Molecule: messenger RNA, 1848 nt
Organism: Harpegnathos saltator (Jerdon's jumping ant)
Lineage: Eukaryota; Metazoa; Arthropoda; Insecta; Hymenoptera; Formicidae
Product: fibroblast growth factor receptor substrate 2
Exons: 4
Coding region: 364-1848 (494 amino acids)
Biological process (GO): fibroblast growth factor receptor signaling pathway
Cellular component (GO): cytoplasm
Molecular function (GO): fibroblast growth factor receptor binding; transmembrane receptor protein tyrosine kinase adaptor activity
Source: RefSeq, a predicted model, not a curated record